UACUUCUCGGUGCCUAUCCAGAGCCGACGCUCUCGUACAAUGUAAAUUGUGUGUCUUCUCGUACCAGUGAACAUUGCAAAUAUGUAUAGCAAAAAGUUGUGUGUUGCGAUAAUUGUACUAUUAGUUUUUCAAGAAUUUACUGAAGGAAGAAAAUCUAGAAGAAAUCCAAGGCCUAAAGCUAUCGAAGAUACGACUCUACAGCCCAGCGUUGUUUCUUAUUCGACUUUUGGGUUUAAUGAUGUUGGAUCAUUUGAUGGUUUUGUUCCUACUUCACCAGACUAUGCAAAUUACCUUACCAAUAUAAAUCAAGAAACAUCCACCAGAUUAUAUGCCCCGGCAUUUCCUACUGCGUUAGACAAUACUGGAUUUAGUAGUAAUUCUGAUUCACAAUCUGAUGGACAAUAUUUUACUAGUUCUGAUCACGGAAUAUUACAGUCUAGUAUGGUAGAAUAUCCGAAAAAUAUACAUUUUUAUAACACUCCUUCUUUUGAUGAAAAUUCUAAUAAAAAUUUUAUUGCUAAAGGCACAUUUAGAGGUGUUUCUGAAGAAAAUGAUUCUCCUGUAUAUGGGACUAAACUGGGUUCGAAAAGUAAGAAAAUGUUAAACCAAUUUAAUGACACUGAAUUCAAUAUAUAUACUAGCGCAGUCAUAAGUCCUAGUGAUUUGUCAUCAAAUUUUAAUUUCCACUAUGGUCAAGGUAUAUCUGAGAAUAAACCGUCUUUUGGUGAGUCACCUAAUAAUUAUCAUAUUAAUCCGGGCAAUAUUGGAUCUCGUCCUAUUGAUCAGUCUACUAAUCUAGAUGAUUUUGACAAACCAGAGGCCAGUAGUAGUCAUGGAUCGUUAAAAUUUCCAAAAGUUAUUGAUUUUACUAAAAUGAGUUAUCCUGUUGAAAUAGGCAAUAAAUAUAUUUCGGGUUCAUUCAAUUCGAAUAAAAAUAGUGACAAAGACAACUCUAAGAAUGAACAAGAAGUCAAAUACAGUGAACAAAUCAAUAAAUUUACGCAUAGUGCUCCAAUGUUUAAAGAUUCACAAACUUACACUAGAAAUCAUGAAAAAAAUAUCGAAAAACAUACAUCUUUUAAUCAAGACUUUUCUGAUAACUAUGCAAAUUCUUCACCAGUUAAAACAAAUUUCAAGGAGAUUAUCUCAGAACAAAAAAAUAAAAUGAAAUAUUUCAAAGGCAAUUUCAGUACCGAAGAUAAAGCCUUAAAUCCCCAGAAGGGUUACGAAUAUUCAACUAACUUUAGUAAUACUAGUUUUAAAUUUGAUUUUGUUGAACCAAAGAAACCAUUUAGUACAGAUACAGAUGAAGUAAUCCCCGCAAGUAGUAACGUCGUUGAUUUAGCACAUUAUCAAUUUCCUGAAAUAGAUUACACACGUUUUAAAAAAAUACCGGAUAUUAAAACUCAUUAUGACUAUGAUUAUAAUAAUGCACUAUCACAAACAAAUAAAAUAAAGCCAACAGAAGACUUAAAUUAUUUUAAAAAUUUACAUGGUUCUUUACCGGCAUCUACGACAAACUGGGGGAAUGUUUUUAAAUCUACAGAUUAUACCACUUAUAAGAAUCAUGCAAGAAAGCCUGUUCAACUCGAUGAUAUCACAAGUGAUAUUGUCCAUAUACCUAAAAGACCUCACAGUUCCAAAUACAGUAAUAACAAAGACAUUGAAUAUACAUCAAAUGAUUUAUCUAAUUCAAAAAUUAAAUCCUACAAUUCUAAACUCAAAUUAGGUAAGGAGUGGAAUUCAGAUAUGUACAAUUAUAGAUAUAAAACCGAAGAGGAUUUAUUGGGUCUCAGAAACCAUGAUACAUCGCAUCCAUCAUACCUUCCAACAUUUAGACCUAAUGCAAACGAGCUGUCGGAUGAUAACGAAUAUUAUAAAAAAUUAGUAGAAAAAUGGAGACAGUCUUACUGGAAAUCUAAAUUUAAGAAUUCAUAUCCCGACUAUGAGAGCUAUUCUACAGAAACAAAACCAGUUCACGUACCUAUACCGAAACCUUAUCCGAUAGAAGUUCCUCAUCCAGUGAUAGUGCCGGUGCCGCAGCCAUAUCCGGUUCGGGUUCCGGUACCAAAACCCGUUGCGGUUCCGGUUGUGCGACAAAUCACUGUACCUAUUGAAAAACCAGUGCCUUACCCGGUCAUCAAAAAGGUUCCAUAUCCCGUAGAGAAGCCCGUUCCCGUACCAGUUGAAAAGGAGGUUCAGGUUCCAGUGAUGCAACCGUAUCCUGUCCAUAUUCCACAUGUCAGACCCGUAUUUCAUCAUUCGAGACCACCCCGUGAAGAAUUUGAAUCCGAUGUCCGCAAUGAGGAUGAUGACGAUUACUUCCCUCGUCCGGAAGGCAACAAAAAAACGUAUCCAUACAAGAAAAAGCCGAGAAGCACGCGUAAUAGAACCCACAGACCAACACGCACUACUUACAGCACAGCCAAGAAGAGACCAAGACGCCCCGCAGACUACCGCACCAGAAGGCCCUCUUCUACGCACGUGGACUUCCAUUAUUCAGCACCGUACAGACACAGUGAUUACGAUCAGGAACAAUUUGAUGAAACUAGUGAUUAUUACUCCUAUUGCAAAAGAACUGGAAACUGCUAAUUGUCCUAGUGCUGGUCUUUCGGGUAUAACUUGUGUAAAUUAAAUUCGUUUUAC
Achroia grisella is the source of this 2646-nucleotide messenger RNA. RefSeq lists its product as uncharacterized. The coding region runs from base 82 to 2592 and encodes 836 amino acids. Lineage: Eukaryota; Metazoa; Arthropoda; Insecta; Lepidoptera; Pyralidae. The transcript has 4 exons. The record is from RefSeq and is a predicted model, not a curated record.